This is a messenger RNA of Triticum aestivum (bread wheat), 510 nucleotides long. RefSeq names its product early nodulin-like protein 1. The record is from RefSeq and is a predicted model, not a curated record. The coding region runs from base 1 to 510 and encodes 169 amino acids. NCBI's taxonomy places the organism in Eukaryota, Viridiplantae, Streptophyta, Magnoliopsida, Poales, Poaceae. Gene Ontology annotation, cellular component: plasma membrane. The transcript has 2 exons. Gene Ontology annotation, molecular function: electron transfer activity.
AUGUUGCUCAGGGAAACUUGGAUCAGAAGUUCAGAACCCAAGAUUCAGAUGCUCACCUGGGAAACGAAGAAGUGGACGGAUGCGUGCAGGAGACGACGAUACGAAGCGCUCAACUUGGCGGCGCCGGUGGGAAUGGCGACCCUAGCGGCUCUGGCGCUGCUUCUAUGCAUCUCCAUGACCUCCAUGGACGGGUGCGCCGCCGCUCAGUACAAGGUGGGCGGGCUGGACGCGUGGGGGGUGCCGCCGUCCAGCAAGCCGGACGUGUAUGUGCGGUGGGCCAAGUCCGUCCCCGUCAAGCUCGGCGAUGCCCUCUUCUUCCUCUACCCACCCAGCCAGGACAGCGCCGUGCAGCUCACCGCCAAGGCCUUCACCGCCUGUGACGUGUCCGACCCGCUGCUCAAGCUGGAGGACGGCAACUCCGUCUUCAACCUCACCAAGCCCGGGCGGGCCUACUUCAGCAGCGCCGCCCCGGGGCGCUGCCGCAAGGGCCAGAAGUUCAAGCUGCGAUGA